AUGGCGGCCUGGAAGGGCGGAGGUCGCGGCCGGCGGCUGCCAACGCCCGGAGGACGCGUCCCAGACAGCGCCCGGGACCCUCGGCUCUACCCCGAGACCCGCGCUGCUCCGGCGGAGGAAGGAGAAGCCUCUUUCCGCGAGGAGCCGCGAGACCCGGGCCAGGUGGAGGAGGCGGCGCGGCUCCGGCGGACGGCGCCGGCCGGUGGCUCGCGGGAGUGGAGGUGGACGGCCCCCACUCGUCCUCCUGGAGCAGCGAUCCCGGUGCGGGACGGCGCGCUCCCCAGCUCCCAGCCCAAGUCCAGUGACGCCUGGAGCGGGAGCGCCCUUCCCCGCGGGCCCUCCGCCUGCCGAGCGCCCUUCCUCGCGGGCCCUCCGCCUGCAGGAGCGCCCUUCCUCGCGGGCCCUCCGCCCGCCGAGCGCCCUUCCUCGCGGGCCCUCCGCCUGCAGGAGCACCCUUCCCCGCGGGCCCUCCGCCUGCAGGAGCGCCCUUCCCCGCGGGCCCUCCGCCCGCCGAGCGCCCUUCCCCGCGGGCCCUCCGCCGGAGCGCCCUUCCCCGCGGGCCCUCCGCCUGCAGGAGCGCCCUUCCUCGCCGGCCCUCCGCCUGCAGGAGCGCCCUUCCUCGCGGGCCCUCCGCCCGCCGAGCGCCCUUCCCCGCGGGCCCUCCGCCCGCCGAGCGCCCUUCCUCGCGGGCCCUCCGCCUGCAGGAGCGCCCUUCCCCGCGGGCCCUCCGCCUGCCGAGCGCCCUUCCCCGCGGGCCCUCCGCCUGCAGGAGCGCCCUUCCCCGCGGGCCCUCCGCUUGCAGGAGCGCCCUUCCUCGCCGGCCCUCCGCCUGCAGGAGCGCCCUUCCCCGCGGGCCCUCCGCCUGCCGAGCGCCCUUCCUCGCGGGCCCUCCGCCUGCAGGAGCGCCCUUCCUCGCGGGCCCUCCGCCUGCAGGAGCACCCUUCCCCGCGGGCCCUCCGCCUGCAGGAGCGCCCUUCCUCGCGGGCCCUCCGCCCGCCGAGCGCCCUUCCCCGCGGGCCCUCCGCCGCCGCCUCCGGUGCCGCUCCCAGUGGCCUCUCAGGCCCUGAUCUCCACUCGGCUUUCCUGCACAUGCAUCGGUCACGCGCCCGUGUGCUGUGCCUUGUCUAUUUACCAUGA
This is a messenger RNA of Dipodomys spectabilis (banner-tailed kangaroo rat), 1137 nucleotides long. RefSeq names its product basic salivary proline-rich protein 2-like. The transcript has 4 exons. The record is from RefSeq and is a predicted model, not a curated record. Bases 1 to 1137 code for a protein of 378 amino acids. Lineage: Eukaryota; Metazoa; Chordata; Mammalia; Rodentia; Heteromyidae.